Betta splendens (Siamese fighting fish) is the source of this 1147-nucleotide messenger RNA. The record is from the annotation of a RefSeq genome assembly. Lineage: Eukaryota; Metazoa; Chordata; Actinopteri; Anabantiformes; Osphronemidae.
AUGACCCACCAACGUAAAAAUCACCCACUACUGAAAAUCGCCAACAACGCACUAAUUGACCUCCCCGCCCCAGCCAGCAUUUCCGCCUGAUGAAAUUUUGGGUCAUUACUAGGACUAUGUCUUAUUAUUCAGAUCUUAACAGGCCUUUUCCUUGCUAUACACUAUACCUCUGAUAUCACUAUAGCCUUUUCAUCAAUUACCCACAUCUGCCGUGAUGUAAACUAUGGCUGAUUCAUUCGAAACAUGCAUGCCAAUGGGGCAUCUUUCUUUUUUAUCUGUAUCUAUUUACAUAUUGGUCGAGGAUUAUAUUAUGGUUCAUACACAAAUAAAGAAGUAUGAAACGUAGGUGUUUUACUACUCCUACUCACCAUGAUAACAGCCUUCGUAGGAUAUGUUUUGCCUUGAGGACAAAUAUCUUUUUGAGGUGCUACUGUUAUUACCAACUUACUAUCUGCCAUCCCCUACGUAGGGGACACCCUCGUCCAAUGAAUUUGAGGGGGAUUUUCAGUUGACAACGCCACCCUAACACGAUUCUUCGCCUUUCAUUUUUUAUUCCCCUUUAUUAUCGCAGCUCUAACAAUAAUCCACUUACUUUUUUUACAUGAAACAGGUUCAAAUAACCCAAUAGGUUUAAACUCUAACGUAGAUAAAGUCACCUUUCACCCCUACUUCUCAUAUAAAGAUUUGUUAGGAUUUACAAUUCUAUUAAUUACACUACUCUCCUUGUCACUAUUUUCACCAAAUUUACUAGGUGACCCAGACAAUUUUACCCCUGCCAACCCCUUAGUUACCCCACCACACAUUAAACCUGAAUGAUAUUUCUUAUUCGCUUAUGCCAUUCUUCGCUCAAUCCCUAAUAAACUAGGAGGAGUUCUAGCCCUGUUAGCCUCAAUCUUAGUCCUUAUAUUAGUACCAAUUUUACACACAUCUAAACAACGAAGCCUAACUUUCCGUCCCCUUUCACAAUUUUUAUUUUGAAUUCUAAUUGCAGAUGUAAUAAUUCUCACUUGAAUUGGAGGAAUGCCAGUAGAAAACCCCUACAUCAUUAUUGGACAAAUAGCAUCUUUCCUUUAUUUUUCUCUAUUUCUAGUACUUAUACCUAUAGCAGGACUUCUAGAAGAUGAAAUUGUUUUCAAGCACAUUACCU